AUGGGGAAAACCCUCGACACAGAGAAGCUGGGUUCAGUAUUUGGAACCCGGCCAGAUAUUUUACAAAACAUCCAGAAAGCUGCUGACUCUCCUGGAAGAAUCGCCUUGUUCAACGAAAUUGCGACUCAUGUUUACGAUCAGUUAUUAAAUGUGGGCAGCGAACCCGCGCAUAAGAAGAGAAGAGUCGAUGUUCAGCAGUCCAACGGAGCUGCGAACGGUACAAAACCUCCCGUCAAGACUGAGACUAACGCUGCGGACGAGUCUGUGCUGCUGGAAAUUAAAGAAAUAUCUGUUUCGGUACCUCAAAGGAAGAAGUUUGAGUUGUGUUUUACCGACGGCCACAUCUACGCUCGUGCGCCAAACACUACAGCUCCAAUUCCAGCUAUAACACACGCGUGGUCGGAUAUAGAAUAUGCUUUUUACCUCCCCGUACCCGAAAAGAACCAGGUCCAGCAUAACUACAUCCUUUUCCCCCGAGGAACAUGUCUACCUUCCAAGACGAACCCUCCGACCGAAGAGCCGCUUGUUUUUACAGUACCCGCGACGGCUCCCAAGCAGGGCACGAUAGGUGGACCAGAUGCUGGAAGUGCAGCAGCAGUUUCGGACAAUUACAAGUCUUUGUUCCAUUGGGUCUUGACCCGUCACCUUAAGCCCAAUGGCAUUGAUAUCACAUCAGCAAACCCCAACAAGUUUCAUAGCAUGGUGCGACAACCUCAUCGACCGAGCGAGAGAGCUGUGCAUGUCAAGGCCUUCAGGGGCUCGAAAGACGGUUACUUGUUCUUCCUUGAAACCGGCAUUCUGUGGGGAUUCAAGAAGCCUCUUAUGUUCAUCCCGCUAAAUCGCAUUGCGGCAACGAGUUACACCAACAUUCUGCAGCGAACAUUUAACGUUGCCAUUGAGGUGCUUGUAGGCGAGGGUGACGAGACAGAAGAGGCCGAAUUCUCCAUGAUUGACCAGGAGGACUACGGUGGUAUUGACGACUACAUCAAGACACACCGCCUGCAAGAUCGCAGUAUGGCUGAGCAGAGGAAGGCCAAGCUUGAGCUAGCGGAGAAUCGAGCAAAGAAGAAUGGCGAGGAGGCCGAGGGUGCUGCGGCUGCCGGUGGUGAUAUAUCCGAACUUGCAAAGGCGGAACUCGAUGCCGAGCAAGCGCUACAGGAUGAAGAGGAUGAGGACGAGGAGGACUACGAUCCUGGUAGCGAUGGUGAUACUGACGGCUCUGGAGAGUCGGACGAUGAUGACAGUGACGACGAUGACGAAGAUGAUGAAGAAGACGAGGAGGACGGUGAGGGAGAAGACGAAGAAGGCGAAGAUCAAGCUGAGGACGACGAAGAGGAAGAGCCAGCGGAGAUCAAGAAAGAAGUGAAGAAGGAACCCAAGAAGGAAGUAAAAAAGGAGGUGAAGAAGGUGGUGAAGGCGGAGGUCAAGAAAGAGGUGAAACAGGAAGCGCCCGCACCACCACCAAAACCUGUCCAACAACCCACUGUGAAAUCAGGCUGGGCGGCACUCAGAAGCGUUCCUCGAGCACCAGCUCCCGAGAGCAUGGAUCUGGACGAGGAAAAGUUUGAUGUCGUCUAG
This is a messenger RNA of Fusarium sp. VM40, 1578 nucleotides long. The record is from the annotation of a GenBank genome assembly. NCBI's taxonomy places the organism in Eukaryota, Fungi, Ascomycota, Sordariomycetes, Hypocreales, Nectriaceae.